AUAAUGAAAUUAACUUGAAAUGGUCUGGUGGGCAGUUGUGUUGGAUGAUUAGCGGUGAAGUGAAUGCAGGAAGCUGGAUGGUCUUGAAGAAAACACGAUCCUAAUUCCUGAUAUUUUUUUUGGGUGACUUGGAAUUUCCUGUCAUGGUGCCUGCUUAAAGAACAUGUGAUAAGAGGACGUUUUGGUCGAAGUUCUGCUUAUUCGUGAAUCAUGGUGAGGAUGCAUAAUUAGAAUUUCAAUGUGAUUGGAAAAUCUUCAAUAUUCGGAAACCCUAUUUUACGCCUUUGGUCAGACAGGAACAGAACUUCAAGGGAUGUAUCAUGGAUCGAGUUGUCUUCAUUUGGGUCCACAUCCUCGCUGGAUUGGUUGGCGUAUCACAAACGACAGCCCAGGAAUCGUCCCCACCAGAAUCAAUUUCAGCAUGUUCCCAACCCUUGGGGAUGACAACCCGAGACAUUCAAGACUGGCAACUGGCAGCCAGUUCAGUUCGGGGUUGGUCCGAGGACCCAAAUUGUGCGGUCAAGUUUGCCCGUCUUCAUCAACGAGGCUCUAAAGCCUGGUGCGCGGGCAAGAAAUCCCGCCAUGAAUGGAUUUUAGUUGACCUGGGCGUGGCUUCAGACCUGUCGGGUGUAGUCACACAAGGGCGGAGUGAGGUGGAAGAAUGGGUCACCAAAUUCAUGAUCUCAUAUAGUCUAGAUGCUCAGAAGUGGGAAUUUGCCAGGGAUAUCUAUGGGAACAAGAAGGAGUUCAAAGGUAACGGGAAUGCUCAUUCUCUUCGCCACUCAUAUCUUGAGCACCCAGUAAAGGCCCGUUUCGUGCGCAUUCAUGUGUUGAGUUGGCACGGUCAUCCCUCCAUGAGAUUGGAAAUUGUGGGCUGCCAGGAGUGCAAUCACAUCAUCAGCGUGACACCUUUCACCGAGAUCUCGGCCUCAUCCCAUAAAAAGUGGAGGAAAAGAAAUAAAUCGUGCAUGCCCGAUAUGGGCGAUAUCAACUCAAUGAAAGGGUGGUGUCCACGUAGGCAGAAUGAAGAUCAAUGGCUCCAAUUCGACUUGGGUCCGCCAACAGGUAUCACAGGACUGGUCACCCGGGGACAGGGUGAUAAAAAGCGCUUUGUCACCUCGUACACAAUGUCCUACUCGAAUGACUCUUCACUCUGGUUCUUCUACAAAGAUGCCAAUCAUUUGGAGGCAAAGAUUUUUGGAGGAAACAUGGACAUGGUAACAGAGCGGCGACACUAUCUCAACCUUCCAGUCACCGCCCGUUACAUUCGAAUUCAUCCCCUCACAUGGCAUAAGCGAAUUGGGAUGCGGGCAGCCGUGAUCGGAUGCCCACACAAAGGCAAAUGUGGGCCCGGUUUCAUGCAAGUCAAUACUGGGUCAGCUUGUGUGCCCAACAAGGCCUUUCUCAAAGAUACUUGGGUCAAUGAUAAACGUCACGGGCGCAAGCAAUGGCGGUACGGGCACUCAUCCUUGGCCGUGGAUGGCAAUCUGGAUACGAAUCUAGCCAAUUGUGCCAAUCUUGACAACUAUUAUACGGACAAUCCGGUUUGGAUGGUGGAUUUAGGCCGAGACACUGACAUCAAUGGGGUAGUGAUCCUAACUUGGCAGGGCGCUGGUCAAGAUAAGAUCACCUCCUACACGGAUUACGUGUUCAACCUGGACGAACUGACCGUGUUCGCGAGUCGGAAGAAAUUCGACAAUGUCAAAAAUCUGCCCUUUCGUUCGAGAUGCGAGUCCGUGACUCGGAUGAAUAAUGCCCUGUACAAUCCGCGGUUACAUUUCGAGUGUCCCGAGCAGAGAAAAGGCCGCUAUCUGUAUGUCAAGGCCACAGGGUCGCCCAACCGAUGGAGAAAGCUCUUCACGGUCGUCUUGUGUGAAGUGAUGGUGUAUUAAAAAGGACUAGGAAAGAACACGAGUAAACAAGUGACGAUCAGGGGAAGCAAUUGAAACUGAGGAAUUAUUCAACUUUGAUGGCCUAGUUGGCCAUCGAACCCUCCUUGGACUGAAAGUCUUUAAAACCAUCUAAUGUAUGCGACCACAAUGCAAAUGAUCUCAACAUGAACAAGUUGCUAAACCGCUGGGAAAAAAGUUUUACGUCACGUGCGCUGAAAAUGCAAGGGCAGAAUUCACUAUGCAAAGGCAAGUUUUGCGCUUUGGUGCUCCAACUCCAUAUCUCAUAUUUUGUACUGAAAUGAUGAAAUAAAAGUCGCUCUUAACAUCGUU
This is a messenger RNA of Tigriopus californicus, 2222 nucleotides long. RefSeq names its product lactadherin-like. The coding region runs from base 321 to 1892 and encodes 523 amino acids. The record is from RefSeq and is a predicted model, not a curated record. The transcript is spliced from 9 exons. NCBI's taxonomy places the organism in Eukaryota, Metazoa, Arthropoda, Copepoda, Harpacticoida, Harpacticidae.